This is a messenger RNA of Emiliania huxleyi CCMP1516, 1644 nucleotides long. RefSeq lists its product as hypothetical. NCBI's taxonomy places the organism in Eukaryota, Haptophyta, Isochrysidales, Noelaerhabdaceae. The coding region runs from base 1 to 1644 and encodes 547 amino acids. The record is from RefSeq and is a predicted model, not a curated record. The transcript is spliced from 6 exons.
AUGGCCUACCGGAUGAAGAUGUUCAAGAGCCAGAAGCCCUCGUCGGUUGACCUGCGUGACCUGCGCGUCUCCGACUUCAAGAGGGUUCCCGGCUUCAACUAUGUGUCGGCGGAGGACGAGCACACGGACAACUCGCUGUGGAUCGAAGGACGAGUCGGCGACGUGUUUGUCAACACGCCGAAAAUGUUUCAGAGCGUCAUGUCCGUUUGGUGUGCCCGGCCAUCCGACCUCGGCUCGGACAUGUGGCUAGCCGUCGUCGAGAUUCCGAGCAAGCAGCAGAACGCGCCCCUGUUCGGCACGUUGGAACGCGCGAAACGAAAUUCCAGCGGCGAGCAGUUCGGUGUGGCCUCGCUUGCGUCUCGGGCCAUAACACCGGGCGGCGAGGCACGAGAGGCCACGACGAACUGGUCGGUGCGGGAAUUCGGUUCAGUGCGCGGCCGUGUGCGAGCAAAUAGCUACGGAAAACGCUACGGAGAGAUGGGUAAAAGGGAACAGGUCCCGCGCGCGAGGGGUACAGAGCUCGAAUACGUAUGGAUGGUCGACACACCGUUCGAAUGCCUCGCCGUCUCCUCGCUCUCGGGCAGGCCGGCGCUGCCACUCUCGGCGGAGCGCGCGCUGCUCGUGGUGGGAACGCCGUCCUCCGGCACCACCCAGAUGACGAAAGCCUUGCGCGAGCUCGGCCUCCAGGUGGCGCACGAGAACUCCGACUCGAUCGGCACGGUGUGCCGCGACGGCACCGUCUCGUGGAUCCACGGCGCCCUCCGCUUCUCGGAGAUCGGCGACGGCAGCGAGAGGGCGUCGCUGGUGGGUGCGCUGUGCGCGCGGCCUCGGCCAAACUCGCUCGGACCAUGGAGGAUUGACGGCGGCGCGUGGGGGAACGGCCUCUCGUGUGCUGUCCGUGGCACUCCGUGGGGCCCGUGCUGGCAGGCAGAGUGCGAGCGGGUUCUGCGGCGCGAGAUCGGCUGCGCGCGAGGCGGCGGCGGCGGCAGUCCGCGCUGCACCUCUCCCUUCCGCGCCACCCUGCUGCAAGUGCGCCACCCUCUGCACACCAUCGCGUCGAUGCUCGCCGCCUAUUGCCACGGCCAAGACACGGCCGCCGCAGCGGACGCCUCGCUGAUGCUUGACACCGCCGCGCUGCUCUUCCCGCCUCCCGCCGCGCCGCGCUCCCGAGAGGCGGCCCGCGGCAACGAGACGGCGUGCAGGCGGCCUCCGGGCCGGAGGGCGUCUCUGCGUGCCUGCGGCGGUCGUCGGAGGCGACGCCACGCAAAGGCGACGGCCGAGGCCGAGGAGGCGGCGGCGGGCGAGUGCUCCCGGCGGAUCGGAUGGUUCUGGGUGCAGUACAAUGCGCGGAUGCUCUCGCUGCGCCCGCCCCCUCGCGUGUACCGCGUCGAGGCCACGUCGGCGUGCGACGUGCUCCGCUUGGCCGGAGACGAGGCGCGAACACGCCGCGGCGGCGGCGGCCAUGGGCAGACGCACGGCACAGUCAACGUGAGAAACGGGCGAGGAGGCUCGCGCCGGCUGGAGGUGACGCUCGACUCGCUUCGGCGGGCGGACGCUGCUUUGGCGGCGGAGGUGGCGUCGCUCGCCGGCCGCUUCGGCUACAACCUCUCGCUGUUUACCCAUGUGGCACACCGCGAAAGGUGA